AUGUUUGUAUUAGAGGUAUGCGCUCCAGUCUGUACAACAGAACUUGGAGAAGUAGCUCGUCGUUCUAAAGAUUUUGCUGACCGUGGUGUGAAAGUUAUUGGACUUUCUGCAAAUGAAUUAUCUGAUCAUGAAAAAUGGGUUGAUGAUAUUAAUGAAGUUAAUAAUGUUAAUGUUGAUUUCCCAAUUAUCGCUGAUCAUGAGAGAAAAGUUUCCGCUUUAUAUGAUAUGUUAGACCAUCAAGAUAUUACUAAUGUUGAUACAAAAGGAAUUCCAUUCACUGUUAGAAGUGUUUUCAUCAUUGAUCCUAAAAAGAUCAUUCGUUUGAUGAUCACUUAUCCUGCUUCAACUGGACGUAAUUUUGAUGAAGUCAUUCGUGUCAUUGAUUCCCUUCAACUUGGUGAUAAACAUCGUAUCACUACUCCUGCUAAUUGGAAGAAGGGUGAUGAAGUUAUUGUUCAUCCUGGUGUUUCUAAUGAAGAAGCCGAGAAAUUAUUCCCUGGUUUCAGAACUGUUAAACCAUACCUUCGUUUAGCAAAAUCACCUUUCUAA
Molecule: messenger RNA, 549 nt
Organism: Rhizophagus irregularis DAOM 181602=DAOM 197198
Lineage: Eukaryota; Fungi; Glomeromycota; Glomeromycetes; Glomerales; Glomeraceae
Source: RefSeq, a predicted model, not a curated record